Molecule: messenger RNA, 1452 nt
Organism: Pochonia chlamydosporia 170
Lineage: Eukaryota; Fungi; Ascomycota; Sordariomycetes; Hypocreales; Clavicipitaceae
Product: Zn(2)-C6 fungal-type DNA-binding domain-containing protein
Exons: 1
Coding region: 1-1452 (483 amino acids)
Biological process (GO): regulation of DNA-templated transcription
Molecular function (GO): DNA-binding transcription factor activity, RNA polymerase II-specific; zinc ion binding
Source: RefSeq, a predicted model, not a curated record
AUGAGCACCGACAAGCGGAAGCGCAGGAACGGAAACCCCUCGCAAAACAGCGAACCCGCCACCAAAAGAUUCCAAGUCCCUCGCGCUUGUGAACGAUGCAAGUCCCUCCGUCGGGGAUGUGAAGAGCGUCGCCCAUGCAGUCGCUGCAUACGCGCCGGCGUGGCCAAUGACUGCACCGCCUCUUCAUACCCUUCCAUCACACCGUCAUCGCCAUCUGGAUAUGGAGCGCCAGCCGAAUGGGCGCAGGUGGUCGAGGUCGCGGGAAGCCCAGUGGUGACGGAAUGUUCGCAGCUCUUCUUUGAGCAUUGCUAUCCCACCAUACCUAUUGUGACGCCUGAGUACAUUAGUCGUUUGCAAAUGGACGUGGCUGCGGAUCAAAGAUCUGUCGAGGCUGCUGUUCUACUCGUCGCUUUUUGCGCGUACGUGCUGCUUCACGUUGAUGAAGCGGCGAGUAGACCUGAGAGCGCCAUACCACGCGAUCACAAGCAAUAUGGGACUUCAUUGUUGGAUUCAGCAUCGGCAGUUUACAGAAUCUAUUGCUGGAACCUGACGCCUUCCUUGGAUGCAUGUCUCUUGAGCUUCUUCCUGUACGCGGGACAAACACGGCUGUCGAGACAUAGUCAAACGUUUCUGUUCCUUCGACAAACCACAGGGUUAUGGGCCUUGGUCAAAGACCGACAACCAGCAUCAAUAGAUGGCAAGGAGCUGUUCAACAGGCUAUUUUGGGUUCUUCUCGCCUCGGAGCGGUCGCAUGCCAUCCGGUACGGCCGCUCCAUCACAUUACACAUCACGCCAGAUACUCCCGAUCUGGACGUCCUCAAAGAAGCUCUACCCGGAUUAUGGAGUCUAGCUGCACUCUUUCGACCCAUCGACUCAGCAUUCAUGGCCAUCAUGAACCGCGAAGCCGUCUUCUCGCCACCAUCACCAGAAAUACUCGACGUUACCGAACGCGCCAUCAACGCCGCUAUACCCCCGCGGUUCCCCUUCCAGGACAUGCAAAAGGCGAAUCUGCGAAUCACCAAACUCUGGUUGCGUAUCGUCAUCUGGCAGCUGCGAUUGCGACUAGGCUACCUCACUGAAGCAGCGCGUCAACGCAACUUGACGUAUCAGUAUCCAUUGGAUGUCGCGAGGGAGCUUGUUCUUUCGACGCGUGAUCUCCCCAUCCACGCGAUCAAGGUUCACGGUGUGGGAUUGACAGAGAAACUCUUUGACAUUGCCUCGGCAGUGGUAGAUGUGAUGGCUGGCAUUCCACAGGCACCCAGGCAGCGGCACACAGAGGUUGAAGGGCCGCCAGAAGAUGACUUGGGAUAUGUACGGGGAUUAAUGGUGCAGCUACCAGGUGGUCAGGACGUCUACGAUGGAUUAUUGGAAAGACACCUUGAGCAGGCUUUGCAUAGCCCGUUGCAAAAUCAGGCAGUCUUGAGUCGGACACUCGAUGAAUCUCCAAGAUGA